Messenger RNA from Symbiodinium natans, 909 nucleotides. The record is from the annotation of a GenBank genome assembly. Lineage: Eukaryota; Dinophyceae; Suessiales; Symbiodiniaceae.
AUGCCUGGAGCCCUGGAGCUUCCAGGAGCGCUUCAGCGCUCUCAUGUGCCAGGUCCGGCGCUGUUCAUCGCCGCCGUCACGAAGCUGAAACACCUGAUCCAAGCAAAGGAGGCCGCGCUGCAGAAGGAAAGCGUGGCACUGGACCUCGCUUCGGCUACGCUGGCGCACAUGGCCCAGUGCGAGCAGCAGUUCCGCAGCGAAUUCAGCGGCGAGCUGGACAAGGCCAAAGAAUCCGAGCAGGAAGCGUCCCGGCUCACAGCGGCGCUCGAGGACCUGCACAAGGAUGUGAAAGAGGUCGACGCCGAAGCAGUGCAGAUUUGCGAGCGCAUCGCCCAGACCACAGCGGAGAUGGAGAAGUUGGAGCAGGAUGUGUCUGAAACGAUGGCGGACGUUCAGCAGGAGCUGAGAAUGGCAACCUUGGAUUUGAGGGCCGUGCCGCAAGCCAUCAUCGACGACUUCAGGGAGGCCGGGCCCCCCUCGGAGACCCUGCAGCUGGUCUUCUUCGCUUUCCUGGACGCCCUGGGCGUGGCGGAGUCCUGGGAAGGCGUCGUCAGCCUCUUUUCAGGCGACUUCGCCCAGCAGCUCCAGGACCUGGAGCUGGACGACAUGUUGCCCACGACAGCCCGGGCACAAUACCUCAAGCGGAAGGGAGACAUCCGGGACAUGCUGCGACAGAAGGUGCGUGUCCUCAAGGGAGUUCGCGGCAAAAUUCAGAAAGUCGAGGAAGAGUUGAAGGACGCAGGGGAAGCGCCGUCGGAAAGUUUUUCGUCCGGAUCAAGUGUGCGUGCAUGCAGUUCCAGCAGCUCAGACUCCGACGACGUCGCGCAGGACGUCCAACCAAUCAAGAAAGCCAGCAAAGUGGCCACAGCACCAGCAAUGACGUCGCGCGGUGCUCGUCCGCAGAACUGA